CGUGGUUGUUGCCUCUGCUUCCGUCUCUCUCCACACUGAGCUCGCUGCACGACCCUCGAGGCCAUGCUCCUUUCCCUCUUACCUUGCCUCACAAGGUGGGACAAUGUCUCUGCCCAACUUCGACCUCAACCGCCCUCGUGAUGUCAACUCGGACGCUGCGGGCGGUGGCGGCAUAGAAUCACAAGGCAGCGGCUCAGGCCUCGCCGCCCGACCUCGCCGCGAACGCAUACAGCCCCGCCCUUCGUCCCCAUCAGCAUGGCGUCUGCAACUAGGCGUCGACCCACGCACAACUUCCGCAUCAGUCGCUUUGCUACUCGUCCACGCUACAUGCUCUGUCCUCUUCCUCGUCUUCCUCAACUCGGCGCAAGCCUUCCUGCUGCCACUCCUCGCAGCUGCGUCCGAGCACGAGCACCAAGACGCCCCUGACUCUUCUGUGAGAGUGGGCUCUCUGUCCGGCCAGCUGCAGCUGAGCGACGAGCUGCUCAGUGUGGUGCUAGUGCUCUUCUGGGGAGCUCUGGCGGAUCGAAGUGGUGGGUUGAGAGGCCUUGGAGGUGUGCCCCUGGUUGCGGCACUUGGAUAUGCCCUGGUGGCUGCUGGGCUUGGAGCGUACGCACUUGCACAGAAGCCUUGGCCCGAUCUGCUAUGGGCUAGGCUGAUAUUUGCGAGCGGAGCGUCAGCCGUGACUGCUAUGCUCACCGGAGCGCUUGCUACUUAUGCCGCGCCUCCGACGGAAGAGCAGGGAGAGGAAGGAAGUGAAGUCGUUGCUACCACGACCGGGGAGGAGGACGUUGAUUCAGCACCGCCAGGGGAGCGGACACCGCUGCUUCAGUCAUCAUCGACGACUGCCUCAGCAUCGCCAUUUGCCAACCGCAAGCGCCGACACGGCCGCCUCUCUGCCUUUGCAGGGCUUCUCACAGGCAUAGGGGCAGUCAUAGCUGUCCUCUUCCUCCUUCCGCUGCCCGUACGACUCGCUGCGUGGCAGGGCAAUGACCAAGGGCCGCACAAGGAGGAGCUGCUGCUACGUGCCACUCGUCAAGCCUUCCUUCUCGUAGCUGCACUAGCUCUUCUCGUCUCUCUGGCUAUCGCGCUCGGGCUCAGAGAACCGGUAGAUGCCAAGGAUCGGGCGAAGAGGCGCGAGCAGGUAUCGAGACGAGCAGGUCAACGAGAGCAGCAAGCACAACCAGCCCAGCAAGACGCGCGAGCAGCUCGUCGGGCACGUCUUCAAUCACGCCGCUCGGAGACUUCCACUAGCUUCACUUCCCUCGCAUCAGUGGCCAUCCGUAGCAGCAAAUCCCACCUCCUCUCGCUCCUCCGGGGUUUCUCCCUCGCUCUCCACUCCCCUACCCUCCUCCUGUCCUACCUAGGCGGCUCCCUCGCCCGCUCCCUGACCUUAUCGUCUACCCUCUUCCUCCCCCUCUACAUAGCACACCACUUCUACGUCUCCCGCCCAGACCUCUGCCGUCCACCACCGGAGGACGGAGGCCCGCCUUUGAAGGAGACGUGCAGGCAGGCCUACAUCUUGGCCUCGGCACAGAGUGGCGUACUGCAGACCAUGUGUUUGAUCGCUGCGCCGAUUGCAGGGUGGGCGUGCGAUUCGCUGGCCAGUCCAGAGGUAGUGCUCCUCACAGCAAGCCUAGCAGCCACGCUUGGCUUUGGAGGAUAUGCGGGUGUGAGCGACCCACAGAGGGGAACGGCUUGGGCAACCGCUGCUUUGGUGGGGACGGCUCAGGGCUUGGCUAUUGUGAGCAGUCUUGCCCUUGUUGCCAGGGGCAGGUGGGAGGUGGAGGCACAUGGAAGAGAGAAGUAUGCGGAUGUUGUAGACGACGGGGAGGAGCCACAGGGCGAGGUUGCGGAGGAUCGGCCGGGAGUCCCAACGUCCCCUCGCGGCUCCGCUCAAUCAACCUCAGCAACCCGCUCAGCGGGUGCAAUCAGCGGUGCUUACUCCUCAUGCGGCGCCCUCGCCAUCAUCCUCGUCUCAUCCAUUGGCGGUACCCUCUUUGACUACAGGCCCGUGGCACCCUUCUGGCUCCUGGCCGGAUUGGCAGGUGCUACAGCGCUCGCCACGGGCCUAGGGAUCGUUGUAGGCAGGCGAAGAGGAAAUUGAGAGCCGCGCAAGGGCUGACAAGCCAGGCAAUGCCUUGCAAUGCUGUGAUUCAACAAUUCAAUUGCCCUUUCUGAACAGCAAACAGCACAAAGUAGCGGCGAAGGGCCAGAGAAGGGAAGCAGAAGCGAACGAAAAGUGUAGACAAGAACAACAAAGCAUUGAUAGAUCGGUGAC
Messenger RNA from Jaminaea rosea, 2278 nucleotides. RefSeq lists its product as hypothetical. Lineage: Eukaryota; Fungi; Basidiomycota; Exobasidiomycetes; Microstromatales. The coding region runs from base 104 to 2104 and encodes 666 amino acids. Gene Ontology annotation, biological process: transmembrane transport. Gene Ontology annotation, molecular function: transmembrane transporter activity. The transcript has a single exon. The record is from RefSeq and is a predicted model, not a curated record.